Messenger RNA from Prunus armeniaca (apricot), 1491 nucleotides. The record is from the annotation of a GenBank genome assembly. Lineage: Eukaryota; Viridiplantae; Streptophyta; Magnoliopsida; Rosales; Rosaceae.
AUGUCUCCCAAGGAUGCCAAGAAAACAGCCUUUCGAACACCCUAUGGAAAUUUCUACUACACGGUCAUGCCCUUCGGUCUCAAGAAUACCGGUGCUACCUACCAACAGGCCAUGACGGCAGUGUUUCAUGAUAUGAUGGGAAAAGAGGUGGAAGACUAUGUGGAUGACCUCGUAGUAAAAUCCAAAACCAGAGAAAGUCAUCAGGGAGUUCUGAGGCGUGUGCUGGAAAGGUGCCGGCUGUAUGGGUUAAAAAUGAACCCAAAGAAAUGCGCAUUCGGAGUCUCAUCCGGCAAGUUCCUGGGCUUUCAGGUACACCAGCGUGGUAUAGAUGUGGAUUCUGAGAAAACCAAAGCCAUAUGCUCUCUUGCACCACCUAAGAAUCCAAAGGAGUUGAAAAGUUUUAUGGGAAGAUUGUCAUACAUUCGGCGUUUUAUUCCAGGCCUUGCUGCAAUGAUGAGUGUUUUCACUCCUCUCCUUAAAAAAGGGAAGCCAUAUAUAUGGAGCCAGGGAUGCCAAGAAGCUUACCAACAGGUACAACAACUGAUCACCAAGCUGCCCACGAUGAGGGCACCUAUUCCAGGACUUCCACUCAAGCUUUACUUGGCUGCGACGAAUGCUGCGGUUGGAGCUUUGCUUGCGCAGGAUGGCCAUGACGGGGAGGAAAGCCCCGUUUAUUAUGUAAGCCAACAACUGAGAGGAGCUGAAGCAAGGUACCCAAAAACGGAACUCUUAUGCCUUGCUCUUGUCUAUGCUGCGCAGCGCUUGCGACACUACUUCCUCGCUCACAAGUUACAACUCAUAGUAAAGUCCGAUCCCGUAAGAUAUCUGCUCACAAGGCCGGUAUUAUCUGGUCGUCUCGCACGUUGGUUAUUACAGCUUUCCGAAUUUGAUAUCAUAUGCACAACUCCUAAGGCCAUCAAGGGACAAGCCGUGAUUGACAUGCUAGCUCUAUUCCCCGAAGUAGAAGGAUCAACCCUUUCCAAGGAAGUCCUGGGAGAGCUGCCGGAAAUGGUUGCUACUGUUACAGAGGAGGAGCCAUGGACCCUCUACUUUGAUGGGUCUUCCACAUCAAAAGGUGGAGGGGCAUGUGUCGUGCUCAUUAAUCCCAAUGGGCAAGCUACGGCUCUCUCAUUCAAGCUAGACUUUCCAUGCACGAAUAACGUGGCAGAAUACGAAGCUUUUAUUGUGGGAUUGUCCACAGCAAGAGAAAUGGGCACAGAAAAGGUGAAGAUCAUCGGCGAUUCGAACCUAGUACUAAGUCAAUUGCAAGGAAGCUUUGCGGUGAAGGAAGCAACCUUGGCACCAUAUCGGACAGCUGUUGAAAGGCUCAUUAAUUCCUUCAAGCAAAUUGUGAUGGAGCACAUUCCAGGAGCCACCAAUAGGUACGCUGAUGCUUUGGCCACAUUGGGAUCAAAGCACUCAUUUGUGCAAGAGCAGCCCAACAUCACCGUGAUAAGGAGAAGCACACCAGUGGUCGAAGCAAUGGCCUAG